Actinia tenebrosa (Australian red waratah sea anemone) is the source of this 1650-nucleotide messenger RNA. RefSeq names its product tyrosyl-DNA phosphodiesterase 2-like. Gene Ontology annotation, cellular component: cytoplasm; PML body. Gene Ontology annotation, molecular function: 5'-tyrosyl-DNA phosphodiesterase activity; single-stranded DNA binding. The record is from RefSeq and is a predicted model, not a curated record. Gene Ontology annotation, biological process: double-strand break repair. Lineage: Eukaryota; Metazoa; Cnidaria; Anthozoa; Actiniaria; Actiniidae.
CACACAUAAAAUUUAUUAUAUUUCUGUGGUUUAUCCUUCAGACCAAAGCCAUUGUCUUGGUUGCGCGUUAUAAAAUUCAGGUGCGUAUCCCAUAUUCGGGUCCUAGACUCGGUUGUCGAUCUCAAAAUGGCGGAGUCGGCCAUUUCGGUUGAUGACUUGGAAAAGAUUAAUAUCCUAAAGGAAUUCACGGAUAUAACAAUGACUGGAGAACCCACAGCUAUUCAGUAUUUAGACAAACACCAGUGGGAUAUUGCAGAAGCACUGAACUCAUAUUUUUCCAGCUCACAAGGACAUGGCAUGGAUGAAAAUAGUGGUACUGCGAGCCAUCCCAUUUUGGUUGACAGUUCUCCCAUUAGCAAAAGUAUGGGAGUCUCAAGUGUACGAGUUGAUGGAGAACAAAAUGCAAAAGAUGAUAACUUGAUAUUACUGACAUGGAACAUUGAUGGUCUCUCUGAAAAACAACUUGUUGAAAGAACAAGAUAUGUUUGUGAACUGAUCAACACAAGACGUCCAGAUGUUGUGUUCCUACAAGAAGUGAUAGACGAUACCUUGCUUGUAUUUCAUCAGAGAUGUAAAGGGUAUACGACAGUGUGUGGAAAACGUGCAUCAGGAUAUUUUAAUGCUAUAAUGCUAAAAGACCAAACCGUCAAGCCAGCAGGACCCCUUGAAGAGCUGUAUUUCAGUCGAAGUACAAUGGGUCGUCACCUUUUAAUGCAGCCAGCAAUCUUUAACCAGCAAAUAAAGGUUGUCUUAAUGACUUCACAUCUAGAAAGUACAGCUAACUGCAAGCAAGAGAGGAAGAGACAGUUGGAGAUUGUUUUCAACAAGAUGCUAUCCCAAAAUCCUGAAUGUACUGUGAUAUUUGGGGGUGAUACUAAUCUCAGAGAUGUUGAGGUAGGACAAGUUGGAAUCCCUAAUGAAAUAUCAGAUGAUACAAAAUUUACUUGGGAUAUUAGUGUCAAUGAUAACCAAGAUUGGCAAUUCCCCAAUAAGCCAAAGUUGAGAUUUGAUAGGGUAUAUGCUCGUCCUGGGCAAAAUGAGAACUGUUUGGAGCCUUUGGAGUUUUCGUUGGUAGGAAAACAGAGACUAGCAAGUGGUGUUUAUCCAAGUGAUCACUGGGGUAUUUGGUGCAAGUUUGUGAAGAAGACAGCAGAGAAACAUUAGAUACAGUAUGUAUUAACAAUAACUACUAUACAGAGUAACAACAAUACAUGUAUAGCAAUAACUAUUACAGAGAAACAAUAGAUAGAGUGCAUGCACUAAACCCAUGAAGCAAAUACUAACUUUACUACUAAAUGGUGAUAAAUAAACAAUAGAAAACAAAGGAUUCUGUUAAUUAGUACUAAUUAAUGUUCACGGAUUUAGUGCGUGCACUCUAUAAGUAUAGCAAUAACUGUUACAGCAAAAUCUAAACAAUUUCUUAAGUUGAAUAAGAAUAUUUAGCCAAAAAGUGUUUAUUUGAAAAGGAUGACAUAACGUGGAAAUAAAAUAAUAUAAAUUUCAAUGCUGAAUAAUCAUGUUAUUGACCAUGAACCCAUGAUGUAAUUACUGCCUGCUCAGUUGAUUUGUUUUUACUAGUUAGACGCGAUAUCUGCGCAAUGUCGAAUAUCAGAUAUUCGUUUUAUGUGAAAUAAAUAACUUAUCUUGGCA